Molecule: messenger RNA, 2641 nt
Organism: Pocillopora damicornis (cauliflower coral)
Lineage: Eukaryota; Metazoa; Cnidaria; Anthozoa; Scleractinia; Pocilloporidae
Source: RefSeq, a predicted model, not a curated record
AUGGGUCGAAUGCAGCAUCUCUACCUGGUACUCGCCAUCGUAACUAUUUUGUUCAUUAUAUAUCUCUCAUCAAAUCUUCACGUCCGCACUAAGAGUCGUCCCAGAGCAUUGGCUAACGAUUUAAAGCACUUAGAGAAACUUAGGGGCUUUGCAAGAAAACUACGGCGCUUACUAGUAGAACUUUUUGAGACACAAGAGGGCUUGAUACAUUCGCAACGGCAGUUCUACCGUGUUAAACGACAUAUUCAACAUGUGAAGCAAAUGAUAAAAUUCGUAGAUGGACAAUCAGAGCAUGUAGACAAAGUUCCUGGCGAUUCCUCUUCAAAAACUCAUGUUACAAAGAGAGAGGUUUGUCCUGAGAAAUUCAUGGGAAAGGAUUCUACUUAUGGGUAUCCAUUUUAUAGGAAAGGCUUCCAGGGGGAAAAUUGCACAGACUUUGUUCCAAUCGAUGAACUUGUGACGAUGAUUUUAACGUCACCAAGGGAACUAUCACCUGAAAAGCUACAAAAAGUCUUUGAAGGCAUUGCCACAUAUUAUCCAAGUGUUCCUGUAAUAUUUGUGUCAAGAAAAACUUUACGGUUAUUAAAGAGGCUGAAAGAACCAAGUUUGAAUUUAAAGCACAUAGGAUCUGAUGACCUUACACAUGGACAAACAUGGUCUGAGUUACUCAAGAUGGUGGCCACACCCUAUGCACUCUUUGCACCAGAUAUCACUUACUUCACUGAUGAUGUUAAUCUUGAACGCCUUGUACGGGUACUGAGUGAGAACAGGGAUACCAUCCUUGUAGGGGGAAGCCAAAAGAAUCAACGGGGGGAGUGGGACAAUAGCUGUCGUCAAGUGCAAUUCAGAAAUUGGACUGCAUACUUUUCAGAUGGGUAUUACCACUCAUUUAAUGACUGUGUACAAUGUGAUGUGCUGCUUGGUCCAUUUAUGGCAAAAACCAAAGAACUCCAGGAACUUGGAAUUAAUAGAAGACUACAUUUCGGUGCCUUUCAAGAUUUAUUCUGGCGAUUAAAACUCAAACAUCCAGAGAAAGUUGUUGCCAGCUGCCCUGAUGUCAUGUUCGACACUUACGAGCGAGAAAUUCCAGAUGAAAAAUAUGUCGCCUUGGCUAAAAAAUGGGAUUUGAAGAAAUGGGUGGAGUCUAAUGGACGAGUGCGUUGGUAUGGAUGCAGGAGAGGUGGACAUGCACAUAGCGGUAAAUCUUCUUGUCGUUUUCGAGCCAAAGGACUCACUGUUCCUCCUUGUGACUUGGAGAAUCUCGCUGACAUAGUCAAGUUUAUCCUGAAUGAAUGUGAGAAAGCUGGGAUUUACUGUCAACUUAAUGCAGGAACAUUAUUAGGUGCUGUUAAGUUAAAAAAGGUGUUGCCUUGGGAGCGGGACGCUGACAUCUUCUUUAUUUCAGACAACUACACAGCAAUUAAAAAUCUUCGUCCAAGAUUUGAAGCGGCAGGCUAUAAAUUUAUAGAUAAAAAAGGAACAGAAUGCUGCACAAAUGGACGCAUGAAAUCUGGCAUUUUUAAGAUCAAAGGAAAUGGCUGGACUGUUGACUUGUGGGGAAGACCGACUCUUGAGGCCGAGAUACUUGUAGCUAAUGGUCAGCAGCCCACUAAAGUGAUGUUUGCUGGUCAGUGGGUCAUUGGCGCGCGCAAUCCAGCUCUUUCCUCUCGUAAUCGAUAUGGACCCAACAUGUAUCAUCAUGCAGAGCAUUGGCAAGUUAUAGGAAACGCAAAUGGGGAUGCGCUGUACAAAUCGGGUGUUUGGACCAAAUGUUCCAAGCCUGGACACAUGGGGUGUCUAGACCAGUUCCCCACUGAUGGUGAUCUUCAGUUUGGUGACUUCUUUAUGACCUAAUUUUUUUUUUUACACCAAGGACAUGGAAUCGAAGAAGUAGACUGAGACAAAUUUUGUGAACUGCAUCAAGGAAGCUGUUUCUAGGAGUGAUCUUUAGAGGCCAUUAUCAGUCUUUCUAAAAGGCCAUUUUUUUUAAAUUUGUGCGAUGUCUAUGCAACAUUUACCAUAUCUGAGUGAAUGUUAAUGAUAUGGUACAUAGUUUCUUCUCCAACGUUUCUGUUUAUCUUGUUCUUAUAUGAAAGCCUUUAUGCAGAUUUUCCUUCGUAGAUCUCUUACUUGAUUAUUUUUAAGUCAGCCGACAUUUUCUUUCAAUGUUUAUACCGCUUAUUUCAACUUGGUUACCUUAAAUCGUAACUAUAAAUAUACGAAAAUUGAGGAGAAAGUCGCUCAGAAAAGAGCAAAUGACUCGAAGGAGCAUAUUUUCAGAGUAAGAAGAAAUGUACUUGGUUAAAUCUGAUUUGUUGGCAAGUGGUUAGGUGCUAUUUGCUCCGAAAAGUUUUAGAUUGACCGCCCAGCUCGUGGCACCUUUAAAAGCAUUGUAACCUUAAUUCCUAUCCGAUCUGAGUAAGUCUUCCCAAUUGUAAAGUCAUUCAGUUUUAAGGAAAGAGAAGUUUAACCAAAGGGCAAUGAGGAAAAGAUGUCAUUGAAAGAGUUAAUCAGUUUGGCAAAAAGCGCAAGAUUCAAUGUUACAAGAAGUGAAAAAAGUGAUUAAACUAACCAUGUGAUCUCACAACCAAUGACCGGUUCUUGACCGGUAGAACACGCUUCCGCGGAUGCUUGGGUGAUG